Suncus etruscus (white-toothed pygmy shrew) is the source of this 1615-nucleotide messenger RNA. It is a transcript of the gene TMEM18, whose product is annotated as transmembrane protein 18. Gene Ontology annotation, cellular component: nuclear membrane. Lineage: Eukaryota; Metazoa; Chordata; Mammalia; Eulipotyphla; Soricidae. The record is from RefSeq and is a predicted model, not a curated record. Bases 6 to 446 code for a protein of 146 amino acids. The transcript has 5 exons.
UGGCAAUGGCGGCCGGCCCCGGGGCGCCGCCGUCGCCCUUCUCGGUCGGCUCUUUCCCCGUCAGCAUUCCCGCCGUCAUCCGGGAAACAGACUGGACGGAGCCGUGGCUCCUGGCACUGGCCGUCUUCCACGUCUUCUGCCUGCUGCUCACCUGCUUCUCCACCCAGAGGUACCAUCUGCAGGUGGGGCACUUCCUGUGCCUGGUCAUUCUGGUCUAUUGUGCUGAAUACAUCAAUGAAAUGGCGGCCAUGAACUGGAGGUUAUUUUCCAAGUACCAGUAUUUUGACUCGAAGGGCAUGUUCAUUUCUCUGGUGUUCUCCGCACCGCUGCUGCUCAAUGCCAUGAUCAUUGUGAUCCUCUGGGUUCGCAAGACUCUAACGGUGAUGACUGACCUGAAGAAGGUCCAGGAGAAGAGGAGGCGACAGCGGCAGAGGAAAGAAGACUAGAAGCUGAGCUCCUGUCCUCACCUCGCUGCAAUUUCUUUAGUGUUUGUGUUUUGAGCCCUUCCCUGACUCACAGCUGUGACGGUGACGCUCUUCUGUACACAGCACUCUCACUCUCAGUCCUUGACUCUCCUCCCGGGUGCUGAGCUGCUCCCACCUCAGACUUGUGAGUCGAGCCCUGUGUCCUGCAUCUCCCUUGCUCUGUUGGCACUCAUGUCAUUAGAAUACAGUGCUCUGGGUGCAGCACUUCCUGUCUCUCUGUUUUGGUCUUGCAGGUGAACCCCCAAUGCCCAGAGCAGCUCCCAACACAGAGUGUACUCUUCCCUUACAGCGUGAGGGAUGCUGGAGGGGGUUCGUCAAACCUCAGGUCUUCUAAUGUGCGGACAGUCAUACCUUUCUGUCAGUGGUAGGCACAGAGGCAGUGCCUGCAACUUUGUCUGGGUUUCAGCGCGAGGCUGCAGAUGAAGUGGUUCGAAUCAUCACCUCCAUUUCAUUCCUCCGUGAAGCAUGUGCUUCAGAUUUUAAAAAGAUGAUCUGUGUCCAACCUUGUACAGCUAGCAACUUGAAAUUGUAUGUUGAAGUCGUAACUUAUUGUUGUAAGGUGGCACUGUGACAGGCUGUAGCAGGAAGUCUUGAAAUCCAGGUAAAGAUGCUCAUAAGUAAUGUAAGCUCUUCGUGGGGACUCAAGACUAUUGUGUGUGUGGGAGGCUGGCAUCAGAUUGCACUUCCCAGUGAGCCUUGGAGGCACCUUCCAAUAUGUCUCCUGAAUGUUGACUUUCAUGUUUGGAGUUGAUGGAAUCUCCUAGAUCGGUUUCUUGUCCACUCUGAAGGUUUUCCCUUGACUUGUCAACUUUUAGUAUUGAGCAUAAAGGACAUUAAAUUGUGACAUUAGAUUUUUUUUUUAUGUCUUAUGCAGCUUGUGUUUUCUUUCCUUUUACUUUUUUUUUUUUUUUUUUUUUUUACUUUAUUUAAACACCAUGGUUUCUGGAAUUCCAUAUUGUAACACCAAUCCUGCCACCAUUGUAACAUUCCUGCCAUCAUUGUCCCUGGGUCUCACCCACCCGCAAGCCAACACCCCUUGACAGACAUGAAAUAAUGUACUUUGCUUGUUUACAACUAAGUGGUAUUAGAAUUACUGAAAAAAAAAUUCAAAAGAAAAUUUGUGAAAAUUG